AUGUCCACCUCAAAAUCUUCAAGCAAGCUAAAAUCCCUUGAAACCAACUCUCAUAUUGACAUGGGGUUUACGAUACUGCAAAGGAACACCUCCAUUCCUCAACCAACAGAAAGAAGAGGCAGGAAAAAGGAGGCGGAGCCAGGGCGGUUCCUCGGUGUCAGGCGGCGGCCAUGGGGCAGGUACGCGGCGGAGAUAAGAGACCCGACCACCAAAGAAAGGCAUUGGCUUGGAACAUUUGACACUGCCCAAGAAGCUGCCCUUGCCUAUGAUAGGGCUGCCCUUUCCAUGAAGGGUACCCAAGCAAGAACUAACUUCAUCUACGCUACUGAUCAUGAUAACACCAAUUUCCACUCGCUCAUCUCCCCUCUUGAUGUACAAACCUUAUUCCAGCCGGCACAACUCUUCAAUACACCACCUGCUCAUCACCAAGCUACUUCCACUAAACAACCAAUCAACCCUACUGUUCUCCCCCAGAACCCCGACCAAUCAGGUCUUGACACCUGCUACCAGUCCUCCAUUGAUGAUCACCGUAACUUCUUCAUGAGUGAAGGUGACAACUCUGGUUACCUUGGCUGCAUUGUACCUGAUGACUACUUAAACCCUAGAAGCAAUCAUGGCAACAACGUAGAUAUAAGUCCUGGUGAUCCAACAGGUCAAUGUUCAUACUGGGAUCAAAGCAACCAACUUUUCCCUUCUAACGAAGGAGAGGUGUAUGGUGAUAUAUGGGGUGGCAGUGAAAGUUCAUGGGAGACGAUGAACGGUUACGACCUGUCAGCAAUCGUGAACUACCCGACGCCAUCUUUGAUGGACGACGAGGAAGCGUCCAUGACCGGUUUAUACGAUUCAAACCCAAGCUACGACUUAAUGGCUGGUGCUAGUAGCAAUGUGACCAACAGUUCACCUAGGACUAGCUGCUCUUAUAGUGACAUAGUUGGCAUCCGAUACUCUCUUUGA
Molecule: messenger RNA, 954 nt
Organism: Cynara cardunculus var. scolymus (artichoke)
Lineage: Eukaryota; Viridiplantae; Streptophyta; Magnoliopsida; Asterales; Asteraceae
Product: ethylene-responsive transcription factor ERF086-like
Exons: 1
Coding region: 1-954 (317 amino acids)
Biological process (GO): regulation of DNA-templated transcription
Molecular function (GO): DNA-binding transcription factor activity; DNA binding
Source: RefSeq, a predicted model, not a curated record